Messenger RNA from Galendromus occidentalis (western predatory mite), 629 nucleotides. RefSeq names its product coiled-coil domain-containing protein 86. The transcript is spliced from 4 exons. The record is from RefSeq and is a predicted model, not a curated record. NCBI's taxonomy places the organism in Eukaryota, Metazoa, Arthropoda, Arachnida, Mesostigmata, Phytoseiidae. Gene Ontology annotation, cellular component: nucleolus. Bases 140 to 508 code for a protein of 122 amino acids.
GAGGGACGCGAUGUUGAUAUUUCGGAGGGAACCACGUGAAUCUAGUUGGAGUCCGAUAUCGUUUGCUCGACAGACUGUGAUACAUAGGAGAAAUUGAGGAUAUCGAUACGCGCAUCCUCCCUCCUGAAGCGUCGAUAUCAUGGAGUCUUCAAAGAUUGAAGUGCCUCGAGGCAAGCCAAAAUCCGGGAGGAUAUGGAAAGCACCCAAGUCACGCUUCAAGUCUAUGAUUGCCGUCACGCCACUCAAAACACCAUUUAAAAGAGCCAUGGAGGAAAGGAACGACAGGAGAAAAGUUCAGGAACUCCAACGACAAAUCGAUGAGGGUAAGAAAGCUGCUCUGGAGGCCAAACGCAAAAGAUGUGAAGCAAAUCGAAAGGCACGCGAGGCAAACGAGCGGAAAGGCGAGGUUGUCACGGUGAUCAAGAAUACGGCGAAGCUCAAGCGAAUGAAGAAGAAGCAGUUGAGGAGUCUCAAGAAGAGAGAUGUUACUGUUGUCGAUAACUCCUGAGCUUUUAUCCGCGUUUCGUGUAACUCGAUGAAGCUUCAUCAUCCGAUCAGUCCUUCGAGGAGGACUUUUCUGAGUUCCGAAGAGCUGUACAAUAAAUAUCUGAUCGGAUCGGGCUUCACAU